Messenger RNA from Musa acuminata subsp. malaccensis (wild Malaysian banana), 1125 nucleotides. Its product is annotated as MADS-box transcription factor 3. The record is from RefSeq and is a predicted model, not a curated record. Gene Ontology annotation, cellular component: nucleus. Lineage: Eukaryota; Viridiplantae; Streptophyta; Magnoliopsida; Zingiberales; Musaceae. Gene Ontology annotation, biological process: positive regulation of transcription by RNA polymerase II. Gene Ontology annotation, molecular function: DNA-binding transcription factor activity, RNA polymerase II-specific; protein dimerization activity; RNA polymerase II cis-regulatory region sequence-specific DNA binding.
CCCCUAUCCCCAGUCCCCACCCAUCAUACCCUUCCUCCAUGAAUCCGAUGGCGAGUGACGCCUCACUUAAUAACCACUUCUUCCCUUGCAUUUGCUGCUACACCCAGUAGGAGUGCCAUAGAUUGAGAGGAAGAGAUCAGAGGGAGUGGAGGGAGGAAAGGUUAAUUAGGGAAUUGAAGGAUCGGAAACGCUGGAGCGAGCGGAGAAGAUGGGCCGCGGCAAGAUCGAGAUCAAGCGGAUCGAAAACACGACCAACCGGCAGGUGACCUUCUGCAAGCGCCGCAACGGCCUCCUCAAGAAGGCCUACGAAUUGUCCGUCUUGUGCGACGCAGAGGUUGCCCUCGUCGUCUUCUCCACCCGUGGCCGCCUCUACGAGUACGCCAACAGCAGCGUGAAAGCAACCAUUGAAAGGUAUAAGAAAGCAUGUAGUGAUACCACUGGCACGGGAUCUCUCUCAGUAGUUAAUGCUCAGCACUACCAGCUAGAAUCAGCAAAACUCCGACAGCAAAUCAACAAUAUACAAAGUACAAACAGGAACUUGAUGGGUGAGGCUCUCAGCUCCAUGAGUCUCAGAGAUCUGAAGCAACUUGAGAAUAAAUUGGAGAAAGGCAUAAGCAAGAUAAGAACUAAAAAGAAUGAGCUGUUGCAUGCUGAAAUCGAGUACAUGCAGAAAAGGGAGAUGGAGCUGCAAAAUGACAACAUGUAUCUAAGGAACAAGAUAACAGAGAAUGAGAGAGCCCAACAACAGAUCAACAUGCUGCCUUCAACGAGCGAGUACGAGAUCUUGACUCCAUUUGAUUCAAGGAACUUCCUCCAAGUUCUACAGCCUAGUCAAGAUUACUCGCACCCGCAGCGGACAGCCCUCCAACUGGGAUGAAAUUGCAAGGUCUAUUCAGUGCUUCUGCAGAUGAUUCCGUAGACGUGCAGCUUAAUCCCGGAGAGGAGCUAAUGGUGAGUAACAUCCAGAAAUCCUAAUAUGAAUGAUUGCUCUGGACUCUCUAUUUAUACGAAUCUGAUAAGUGUAAUGUUGGCUGACUUAGAUACCAGCGUUUCCUCUUUGUUGCAUGGACUAACCAUGUACCUUAUUACUUGCAAGUUCUUAUAAGACAGUUAAGUUAUUUUCGA